Messenger RNA from Callorhinchus milii (elephant shark), 3908 nucleotides. It is a transcript of the gene gramd1c, whose product is annotated as GRAM domain containing 1c. The record is from RefSeq and is a predicted model, not a curated record. Bases 1 to 2094 code for a protein of 697 amino acids. Gene Ontology annotation, biological process: intracellular sterol transport. Gene Ontology annotation, molecular function: sterol transfer activity; sterol binding. Lineage: Eukaryota; Metazoa; Chordata; Chondrichthyes; Chimaeriformes; Callorhinchidae. Gene Ontology annotation, cellular component: endoplasmic reticulum membrane; plasma membrane; endoplasmic reticulum-plasma membrane contact site. The transcript is spliced from 18 exons.
AUGGAGGAAGAGGAGGAGUGGAUGGAGGUGGAGAGCUGCACUGCUGACCCCACAGCCCCGGAUCAGCAGCCAAACAGUAAGGCAUCACACACUGAAGAACCCUUGAGCAACUUUAAUUCUUUCUUAGAUUUGUCAAGUCACAACCAAGACUCAGAGAAGACACGUUUAGCUAAUACACAUGACUGGAGUACAGACUGGAAUUUUUGGCUUGUCUAUCCUACAUACAAGCAGAGGAAUGAUGAAUUCAAAAAACAAUUCAAAGAACUUCCAGAAUCUGAAUCCCUUAUAGAAGAUUAUGCAUGUGCACUACAGAAGGACAUAUUGUGUCAGGGACGUCUCUACCUCUCUGAGAACUGGCUUUGUUUUCAUAGUAAUAUCUUUCGAUGGGAAACGUCUAUUACAUUUGCUUUGAAGGACAUUAUCUCGAUGACAAAAGCGAAAAUGGCAAGACUGAUACCCAAUGCUAUUCAGAUUUGUACAACAACUGAAAAGCUUUAUUUCACUUCUUUUACUGCAAGAGAACGAACCUAUCUCAAUAUCUUCCGAAUGUGGCAAAAUGCACUGCUUGACAAGUAUUUAAGUAAAAAGGAGCUUCUGGGAAUGGUACAGCAGAACUACGGAACAGACUUGGGAUUAAACAAAAAUGAAAUGGACAGCCUACAAUUAUCUAGUGAUGAAGCCCAUCUCAUAGGGAGCUCAGGAAAAAACACCAAUGAUGAAUAUAAUGAUAAAAGAGACCACUCAAACAAAUCCAGAAUGUUUUACCCCGAAGCAGCGACUUAUCAUUCAAGUACGCCACUUCCAACAGGAGAUGCUUCAUUUGUAAUUCCUUCAGUUGUAAUCAACGAUGAUGAACCAGGAAUGCUCCCUAGAGUGGAAACCAGAGGUGAAAUUUCACUGAUACGUCGCUCUUUUACCACAUCUGAAAAGGAAAACAGUAGAGGUGGCAGCAAUUCUUCUUCAUCUUGGCUAGACUUAAAUGGUAAUGAAGAUCUUCCCACAGAGAGGAAUGACCUAUCUGAUGCAGUUGAUGAAGAUACAGCUGAAGACGAAUUUUACCAUGACAUGAAGGGUCGACUUUACGUUAACCGUGUCUUCAACAUGAGCGCGGAUAAAAUAUUUGAGCUUUUGUUCACAGACUCUGAGUUUCUGCAGAAUUUCACUGAGGCGAGAAAAAUUACAGAGUUUGUCAGCAGUCCAUGGGAGGAAGAACUCGAUGGUAACCAGAAAAGGACGCUGAAAUACAAAAUAACCAUAACAAAUCCUCUGGCUGGAAAGUUUUCCACAGGAACUGAAACGCAGAUUUUGUAUAAAAAGAGCCAGAAGGAGCAUUACUAUCUGAUUGACUCAGAAAUAAUCACUCACGAUGUACCUUACCACGACUACUUCUAUACACUUAACAGAUUCUGCAUCAUUCAGACAUCCAAACGAAAAUGCAGGCUAAGAGUUUCCAGUGAUAUUUGUUACAGAAAACAACCAUGGGGUUUAGUGAAGAUAUUCAUAGAAAAACAUUCAUGGAGCGGGCUAGAGGAAUACUUCAAACACUUAGAAUCAAGUCUGUUGGUUGAAGAAAUUCUACAGAACAAAAUAUCGUCAGAAUUGGGUCAGGUUGGAAUGGUGCGGAGGCGGAGGAGAGCAUACAGCCGGAGUCAAGACCAGCUGGUCAAGCAGUUGUCUUCCAGGAAUCUGAAUGUAGAUUCACGAGAUGUUUAUGCAGGAAAAUUAAAUGAUGUGGAAGAUAAAUCAAUAAUCUGGACCUGGAACCUUUCAAAAUUUGUGCUGAUCAUGAGUAUUAUUCUAGUUAUUCUAGCUCUGUUGAAUAUAAGCCUCUUUUUUAAACUGUUGGUCAUAGAAGAUGUAGCUCAAAAAGCAUACUUCUCAAACAGGACGAAAACUGAAAAACAUAAAAUAGGUUUGGACCCAGAGAUAAUGUCUCCCAAGGAAAUAACAAAGCACAAGAAUAAAGCAGAUCUUCAAAGACUACAGGGAGUAAUUAAGGAUUCCAUUUUACUUCUAGACCAGUUGAAAGGUUCACUCUCAAAUAUUCAGAAAAGUUUUGACCUACAAAACCAGACCAUCAAAAUCCCCACCUGAUAGCAAUUUAUAAAAUUGCUGGAGGACAAAGUGUGAAAACGGCCAAAAGUGAAAAUGUUAGAAAGAAAUGGGAGACAAAUGUAAACUAAGUGAAGUAUAAGUUAAUUUCAUUAUUUUGCUCUACACUGCACCAAAAGUAAAUUUAGCCCAUUGACAAUAAUAUCUUUCAAUUUUAAUCAAAUCCAUUGCUCUAUUUGUAAAUUUGGGGGCUUAAACUGUUAUCUGAUUGACUUUCCAAAUGAGAAAAUGUGGCAGCAUAACUUAAACAUGCAAACUAAAAAAUCUUAUAAUAUUAAUUAAUAUGAGUUUUUUUCAUAAACUGUUUUGAUUUCUUACCACUUGCGAGUUCCACGAUUUCUUAUAGUUUGUACAGUAUUUAGACCUCUGUUGCCAAUGUGAUCUCAGUGCCAGUUCAUUGAAACAAUUUACUUCGCAUAAAAAUUGACUUGUCAUUUAAAGAGUAAACUUAUUUCCUCUUUGUACAAAGCUGGAUUUCAUGACAUCAAAACUUGCAUUGAUCUGGCCAAGAAUGUUAUUGAAAUAUAUAGGGAUAAAUUGGAACUUUAAAAAACAUUUUGCUUAAAAUUUAUGACUUUUUUUCCCCACAUAUGUGGCUAAUUCUAUGCGUUUUAACAUUAACUUCCAAAUUUAUUUUGUAAAUAAUACAAGUUUAUGGAUUGAUAUGAAUAUAGCCCCAGCAUUCUGACCUUGUUUACAUUUUAUAAUAUACAAUGAUUCUAUUGUUUUUUAAAUUUAUUUUGAUGAUUUAUAUUUGCAAACUGAAUUCUUAUCCGUUGGGCGCUUAAUUUUACCAACAAGUGAACAUUUUCCCCUGAAUGUUUUCUGAGGUCAAGGAAGUAACGUUAGUCACAGUUGAGGGAUACAACAAUAAAUCAGACUCCAAAGUGGCUAUUGAUUGCGUAGCUGACAUCAGUUUUGUAAACUAAGAAGCCAAACAGUUACAGCAGUUUUAUUGUAUAAGGGACCUUUUUGCUUUGUUUUGUUUUUGAAAUGGUACACCUAAUUUUUCUGUUUUUUAAAAAAAAAUUGAUUCUUUGACCGUAUUUUCGAUCAUCUCUUCGACGUUACUUUACGAUGUUUUUUGGUUAUCCACUGACAUCCCUCAUCAAUCUGUUUUAUCUACUGAUCUCUGGUCAAAGUCAAGAGUAAAAACUGUUUUUUACAGCUCUGAUAAUCACAUUUGUUGCUUAAUCUAAUGGGUAUAAACAAUUGUAGAUGAUUCAUUAGUGCCUGAAAUAAGAUCCAUACCUUUAUGUAAAUAUGCUUAUAAAUGAACUAAAUAUAAUAAUACGCAGUUAGUUUUGAACUUAUCAUUUAGUUGAGUUUCUCCAAGAUCAGUUCUCAGUGAAUCAGAAGUGUCUGGCCCAAUUAAACUCCAGUAAAAUAUGUCAGAGUAGAAGCCUGGUAAUGGAGAGAGCAGCAUCCACACAGUGCAUAAAAGAACAAGAUGUAAAAACAAAUAUUUUAAAAUUGCACCCUUUUCUCCCCACCCCACCACCACCCUUUGUCUGUAGACUUUGGCUAAACUUUAAACAAAAAUUUGAACUGAUCACCUUUGCAAGUUGGGAUUUUCCACGUGAGCUGUGGUUUACACUUUUAAAAUAAAACUUAAAAUGUUUUCCUUGAACUAGUAAGCUUAUGGAAGGACUAUGAAUAUGCAUGCGGUUUAGAUGUGAAAACUGAAUAUAUAUUUAAAAUAUAAAACUGAAUAUCUUGCUUUGAAGUGCAAUAUGUAUAUUAAUGAGAUCAUCUAGUGGAAACAAUUUCUGAAUAAAAUUGUUACUAAAUAUAAA